AUGGCUCGCGAAAAGAAUGCCGACCCUGGAGGGAUCCAGCCCGGCCAUGCUGCCCUAAGCCUGCCGGCAUACUGCCUCCCAUUCGACGACGUCCUGCGAGAACUCGGGACCAAUGUCGACGAGGGCUUGACCAAGGACGAGGCAGCCCGCCGUCUCCAGCAGUACGGCCCCAACCAGCUGGAUGAAGGCGAGGGUGUCUCCGUGGUCAAGAUCCUCGUGCGCCAGGUGGCCAACGCAAUGAUGCUAGUGCUGAUUCUGGCCAUGGCGGUCAGUUUCGGGAUUCAGUCGUGGAUUGAGGGUGGUGUGAUUGCUGCGGUUAUUGCCUUGAAUAUUGUCGUCGGCUUUUUCCAGGAAUAUGCUGCUGAGAAGACCAUGGAGUCGCUGCAUUCGUUGAGUUCGCCUACUGGGACUGUUUCGAGAGACGGGGAGACCUUUUCGGUUCCGUCGGCGGAUAUUGUACCCGGUGAUAUGGUUGAGUUGAGGACUGGUGAUACCGUCCCUGCGGAUAUCCGAUUGGUCGAAGCUGUCAACUUUGAGACCGACGAAGCCCUUCUCACUGGUGAAUCUCUACCCGUGCAAAAGGAAUGCGACUCUACGUUCAAGGAAGAGACCGGCCCUGGAGACCGGCUGAACCUCGCUUACAGUUCGAGCACUGUCACUCGUGGCCGUGCCCGUGGUGUGGUGGUCAACACCGGCAUGGCUACAGAGAUAGGUUCUAUCGCAGCCGCCCUACGCGCUACCAACAGUAAACGCCGUCCGGUCAAGCGUGGCCCUGAGGGCGAGACCAAGAAACGCUGGUACCUCCAGGCAUGGACGUUGACUGGAACCGACGCAGUUGGCCGCUUCCUCGGAGUCAAUGUGGGCACUCCGUUGCAGCGGAAGCUGUCGAAACUUGCCAUUCUGCUGUUUGGUGUUGCGGUUCUCUUUGCCAUCAUUGUCAUGGCCGCGAACCUUUUCUCGGACGAUAAUGAGGUUAUCUUGUACGCUGUUGGGACCGGUCUGAGUAUGAUUCCUGCUUGCUUGGUGGUUGUUCUCACGAUCACCAUGGCCGUCGGGACCAAGCGCAUGGUUGAACGAAACGUGAUUGUUCGCAAGUUGGACUCGCUGGAGGCGCUCGGAGCGGUGACGAAUAUUUGCUCUGAUAAGACCGGUACCUUGACUCAGGGUAAGAUGGUGGUGAAGAAGGCCUGGAUACCUUCGCGAGGAACCUACUCAGUGGGCAGCUCGAACGAGCCUUUCAACCCAACUGUUGGCGAUGUCACUUUUACCCCGCUGUCACCCAUGGACUUUGACGACGAGAAAGAGGGCCCCGCGGCUGAGAAUGUCGAAGGUUUGGUGGAGGGCAACCAUGCACUUGAAGACUUCCUCGACGUUGCAUCCAUGGCGAACCUGUCUCACGUGUUCAAAUCCGAGGAAGGAGACUGGCGGGCACGAGGCGAGCCAACGGAGAUUGCUAUCGAAGUGUUUGCCUCUCGUUUCAACUGGAACCGAGACCGGUGGACCAAGGGCUCGAAGGCUGUGUGGCACCAAAAGGCAGAGUUUCCGUUCGAUUCAACCGUGAAGAGGAUGUCUGUCAUAUUCAGCAAAGUGACUCAAGAGGGAGAGCACAGCAUGGUCUUUACUAAGGGUGCGGUUGAGAGAAUCGUUGACGCCUGCAGCACUGUUAUCUGGGACGAAGCGUCAACUCCUGUUACCUUGACUGACGAGAUGCGCAACAAGAUCUUCCAGAACAUGGAGGAGCUUGCCAAGUUGGGCUUACGUGUGCUGGCACUGGCACAUCGGCCGUACAACGAGCAAAGCCGAGUUCUUGAAGGAUCUGAUAUCAACCGUGACGAAGUUGAAAAGAACCUCUGCUUCCUCGGCCUCAUCGGAUUAUAUGAUCCGCCGCGCCCUGAAACCGCGGGUUCAAUUGCCGCUUGCUAUAGAGCAGGCAUCACGGUGCACAUGGUGACCGGCGACCAUCCAGGGACCGCCAAAGCGAUUGCCCAACAGGUCGGCAUCCUCCCGGCAGACAUGUCAGUGCUGGGAGCAGAUGUAGCAGAAGCCAUGGUCAUGACGGCCGCCCAGUUCGACCGACUGUCUGAGGAGGAAAUUGAUGACCUCCCGACCCUCCCCUUGGUAAUUGCUCGCUGUGCCCCGCAGACAAAAGUGCGCAUGAUCAACGCCCUCCACCGACGCGGUCGAUUCGCAGCUAUGACCGGCGAUGGAGUCAAUGACUCCCCCUCCCUUAAACACGCAGACGUCGGCAUCGCCAUGGGCCAAGCCGGGUCGGAUGUUGCGAAGGACGCGUCAGACAUCAUUCUCACCGACGACAACUUCGCAUCAAUCCUCAACGCCGUCGAAGAAGGCCGACGCAUCUUCGACAACAUCCAAAAGUUCGUGCUGCAUUUGCUGUCGGAGAACAUCGCACAAGCAUGCACGCUGCUCAUCGGCCUGGCCUUCAAAGACCUCGACGGCAAAUCCGUGUUCCCGCUCGCGCCUGUCGAAAUCCUCUGGAUCAUCAUGAUCACGUCCGGCAUGCCGGACAUGGGUCUCGGCAUGGAAGUCGCAGCACCAGAUAUCAUGGACCGACCACCACAAGCCAAACAGGGCAUCUUCACCUGGGAAAUCAUCGUCGACAUCGUCGUCUAUGGCCUCUGGACCGCAGCGCUCUGCCUCUCUGCAUUCUCCCUGCGCAUGUGGGGCUUCGGCGACGGAAAUCUCGCGUCAGGCUGUAACAGGGAGUACUCAGAAGCCUGCGAUCUAGUCUUCCGCGCGCGCGCAACAACAUUCGUGUGUCUCACGUGGUUCGCGCUCUUCCUGGCGUGGGAGAUGGUGAAUCUCCGCCUGUCGUUCUUCCGCAUGCAGCCGGACUCCAAGAAAUACUUCACGCAGUGGAUGUACGACGUCUGGCGCAACAAGUUCCUCUUCUGGUCUAUCAUGGCCGGCUGGAUCACUACCUUUCCGAUCCUGUAUAUCCCCGUGCUGAACACAGUCGUGUUCAAGCACACCGGUAUCAGCUGGGAAUGGGGCAUUGUGUUUGUUGAAGCCGUGCUGUUUUUCAUGGGCGUUGAGGCGUGGAAGUGGGCGAAGAGAGUGUUUUAUAGACGGCGGGCGGCUAGGAAAAAUCAAGAUCAGGAUGUCAGGCCGUUGGAGGAGAUGCGGAAUGGCAGUGAGACUGCCUAA
Messenger RNA from Aspergillus mulundensis, 3165 nucleotides. Its product is annotated as cation-translocating P-type ATPase. Gene Ontology annotation, biological process: calcium ion transmembrane transport; intracellular calcium ion homeostasis. Gene Ontology annotation, molecular function: ATP hydrolysis activity; ATP binding; P-type calcium transporter activity. Lineage: Eukaryota; Fungi; Ascomycota; Eurotiomycetes; Eurotiales; Aspergillaceae. The record is from RefSeq and is a predicted model, not a curated record. The transcript is spliced from 3 exons. Gene Ontology annotation, cellular component: plasma membrane. Bases 1 to 3165 code for a protein of 1054 amino acids.